AUGGCGAAGUUGGCCGGGGUGGUCUGCGCCCUCCUCCUCCUCGCUGCACUGUGCUGCCAGAGCCUGGCUCAGAGAGCCCCGGCUGUGCCAGACAAGUGCUGCUUCAACUUCCAGACAAGAAGGAUCAAGAGAGACAAUGUCAUCGCCUGCUACUCCACCAGCCCUGAGUGCCCUCACCAGGCUGUGAUCUUCAGGGUGAGAGGCGGGAAGGAAAUCUGCACCCAGGCGAGCAGGCCCUGGGUGAAGAGGUACCAGCAGAGCUUCCAAGUCAGCUCCCUCUCCAUCCCCAGCUAG
Nipponia nippon (crested ibis) is the source of this 294-nucleotide messenger RNA. RefSeq names its product C-C motif chemokine 4-like. Gene Ontology annotation, biological process: antimicrobial humoral immune response mediated by antimicrobial peptide; chemokine-mediated signaling pathway; positive regulation of cell migration. The record is from RefSeq and is a predicted model, not a curated record. Gene Ontology annotation, cellular component: extracellular region. Gene Ontology annotation, molecular function: CCR chemokine receptor binding; chemokine activity. NCBI's taxonomy places the organism in Eukaryota, Metazoa, Chordata, Aves, Pelecaniformes, Threskiornithidae.